AUGCCUCUCAACUACUCCAAGUGGGAUGCACUCGAGAUCUCCGACGAUUCAGACAUCGAGGGACACCCGAACGUCGACCACAAGUCUCUGGUAAGAUGGAAGCAGCGCGACAUACACGAGAAGCGCGAGGUACGCCGACGCCGUACGGCACAGCUGGAAGCAGACAUCGCGUGCAAUGAUGUGCUUGGACCGCGGUUGCGUACCAUCGCGGACGAGGUCGCAGCACAAGGGCCCCCACGUUUCUCUUCCCUGACGGAGCAGUUCAAGGCUAGCCCGUCCCCCGACAAGCCACCCACCGACGCGCCCGGUCAGAAGACCUACGACGACAUGCUGCUCUCGUUGAUGCUGCAAGUGUGGGAUGAGAUCAAGAGGUCGGGCAUGGAACCUGACGACCCGAAGCUGGGUGAUGCGCUAGAGGCUGGCUUGAGGAAGCACAUCAAGCAGAUGGGCGAGCACCAAGCGAAGCUGAGGAAGGAGCUGGAACAGCUGGAGGAGGAGUCAAAGAAAAAGAUCACGAGCGAUGAUAUUCAUGAGGGAUGGGAGUCGCAUUAUGUGCCCCCACAGCCUGCUCCCCCACCCAUCAAGGGUGCCAAGGUCGACCCUCCAAAGAACAAAGCUACGAGCGCGAAGACCGAGUUCGAGGUCAUCAACCCGAAGGGUGUCGAUGUCGCGGUCGAUACGUUCAAGGAAGCCACCCCGUCCGCCCCAUCCGCCUCGCUUAGCACCGACGACGACGAGCUGCCCGAGUUGACACCGUCACUAGAGCAGUUCUCUCGCCUUCCGUUGCGCGGUUACGAGCAAUCCUGGGAGUUCAUCAAGAACCACCGGGACGUCAUGGUUCCAGGUGCCUCAGACGCCUUGCUCGUAGCCGGGUUUACAGCGGAAAGCAACGGGCAGUACCGUUACGCACAGCAGUGCGUGAACCAAAGUCUGCUCAUUCAGUACUGCGAGAAGCUCGGUGGCGAUGGCGUGCGCGUCUUCUUCCGAAAGAUGAUCGACCGCGAUCCUCGAGCGUCCGCCGUGUUCGAGAAGGAUGUCGCAGACACGUACAAGCACCUCAAGGAGCGCGUCCGGAUCUCCAAGGCGGAAGCGACAGCGGCGGAGGGCUCCGAGCAGAUCCAGCUCGUUCCCGAAGACCCGUCGCAGAAGAUCUCGUUCAACGUCCCCGACGGCGCGCCGCCCGAAAACCUCCAGCUCGAGGGCGAGGGCCUCGAAGACGUCAACAUUGAGGACGUGCGCAAGAUGCUGCAGCUGCGGUGGGACGUCUUCGACGGCUUCCCGCCGGAGCUGCAGGAGGCGCUGAAAACGCAGGAGCUCGACAAGGUGAACAAGGUGCUGGGGAACAUGAAGGUCGACGACGCGGAGCAGGUCGUCAAGAUGCUCGAUAUCGCCGGUAUCUUGAACUUCUCCGACGGCGGGAUUCGGGACGAGACGGGGAAGGAGGAUAAGGGCAAGGGCAAGGCAGUAGCCCUCGCAACCUUGCUUAACGCGAUGGCGCAGUCCACUGGCCUGCAUAACGAGGACGGCGAUCUCGAUGAUGCGCAGGAUGAGGCUCACCCUGAGCCGUCGCCCCAGACCGUUCUCCUUCCUAGGUUGCACACCGUGCACCUUGAUUCGCACGACAUGAGGCAGUUCACGAGCCCACUGCACCUCAGUGUCUGGGAGAACUGGAGGUGUACCUGGCUGAACGGGCUGAACGCGGCGGAAGGCCAAAACGACUCAAGGCCCGGGUCGGACGUCGCGACCAAGAUCGACUGGGACAGCGUGAUACUGACACGUCAGGAUCCUCGGGAGUGA
Molecule: messenger RNA, 1797 nt
Organism: Fomitopsis serialis
Lineage: Eukaryota; Fungi; Basidiomycota; Agaricomycetes; Polyporales; Fomitopsidaceae
Product: Cdc37 N terminal kinase binding-domain-containing protein
Exons: 7
Coding region: 1-1797 (598 amino acids)
Biological process (GO): protein stabilization; protein folding
Cellular component (GO): cytoplasm
Molecular function (GO): protein kinase binding; heat shock protein binding; protein-folding chaperone binding
Source: RefSeq, a predicted model, not a curated record